UGCUGCUGCCAUUUCAUCAGCAGCGAAAGCCUCCAAAGCCCGAGCAAACACAGAAAUGAUACCGCGGGAUUUCCCUCUCACAGCCUCGUAGUCAUCCUCUCAGCUCGCGGGCUCGAAACCGAGAACAGAGGCCUGCUCGUAGUUUAUUCGCGGCUCCGAGCGAAAGCGCAAGAUCCGUUUUUUCUGGUUGCACCUGCACUUGGAUGCGUUUUCUCCUUUCAGCGCUCGAUCGGGCCUGAGAUUAAGGAGGAAGUCAGCCCUGAGUCCUCCGGGGCCUGCCGCUCACCAGCCUCUGUGAUCCAGCUUCCACACAAACAUCGAGGCUUCGCUGCUUUUGGGUUGUUUUUGCGGCUCCCUGAGCAUCGAUCCCCCGGACUAGCCUGUGUCAUGGAGCCCUCAGCAGCCUGAACAGCGUGACAAGAGCGACCAUUCUGUCCCGAAGCACUUCACUGCUGAUCCAACUCGUACCACAGCAAGCAGACCAACACUUACAAACGCACCGGGGAGAGCUGCAGACCAAGCCAAGUCAUGGAGGCAAUAUGGCUCUAUCAGUUCCGGCUGAUCGUCAUUGGGGACUCCACGGUGGGCAAGUCAUGUCUGAUCCGGCGGUUCACGGAGGGUCGCUUCGCCCAAGUGUCCGACCCGACCGUCGGAGUGGACUUCUUCUCCCGCCUGGUGGAGAUCGAGCCGGGCAAGAGGAUCAAGCUGCAGAUCUGGGACACCGCUGGUCAGGAGCGCUUCAGGUCUAUUACCAGGGCUUACUACCGUAACUCUGUGGGUGGGCUUCUCCUCUUUGAUAUCACCAAUCGCCGAUCUUUCCAGAAUGUCCAUGACUGGCUGGAGGAGGCUCGUAGUCAUGUCCAGCCACAUAGCAUCGUAUUCCUAUUGGUGGGCCACAAGUGUGAUCUGGAGGCACAGCGCCAGGUGACCCGCCAAGAAGCAGAGAAACUGGCUGGGGCAUAUGGGAUGCGCUAUGUUGAGACGUCGGCCCGUGACGCCAUCAAUGUGGAACACGCCUUCACUGAGCUGACCAGAGACAUCUUCGCCCUGGUUCGGUCUGGUGACAUCACCAUCCAGGAGGGCUGGGAGGGUGUGAAGAGUGGGUUUGUGCCCAACGUGGUUCACUCAUCCGAGGAAGUGACCAAGAGUGACCGCCGCUGUCUCUGUUGAUCUGGGAAGACUGAAGAUAGGGGAGUGAAGUGGAUCAGAGAGGGGUAGCUGACGGACUGAGGUGUCAGCCCUCUGACUGAAAACUGGUGGUAACCCUCGUUGUUCUUUCUUAGAAAAGACACAGAAAGGGAUGUCUGGCAUAUUUUAACAAAAAGGUUGGUAGAUCGUGGAGAAGAACACCUUGAAUGUGGGUGUAAGACUAAAAAUGGUUGCGCCCAUCAAUGAUGCUCAUUUGAGGGCUCCCAUGAUUGAAUUCCCUUUUCUUUUGUUCCUUUCCUGAAUAAACCUCCCUUGCAAAAGCCUUAGAAAGAUGAUCCAUUUCAUGUUUCUUCUUCCGUUUAAGUCUUCGGUCACCUCUCUGCACCCUAGCCUUCUCCUCUCAAUAUGCAAUUACACGAUCACACUGAAAGCUAUCACUCCUAUGUUAGUGUCCAACAUCUUUUUCUGCAUUUUCAGUGUAGUGUACUUCAGCCUCAUUCGUUAUUUCUGUUGUGUUAGCAUCUACAGUACUGUGCCAAAAUCUUGAGUCAGCCUAAUGUUUUAAAUAUUGUGUUUGGAAAAUGGGAAAUAGUUGCAAUAAUGUACUAAAAUGUGCAAACACACAAUGCCAAGACUGUCCCACUCUGCUUCAGUUAUGUUAAGGUCUGUGCUCUGGGGAGGCCAGUCUGUGACUGAUAUUGCUCCACUGUGUGCUUUUCUAUCCGGACAUAUUUGUACUGCAUAGGAAAUGCUUUUGGGAUCAUUGUCAUGCUGAAAAAAGCUGUUCCCCAUCAGAUGCUUUCCAGAUGAUAUUGAGUGGUGGAUCAUAGCAUCUAUUUUGACAAAAUCUCCAACACCACUGGCUGAAAUGCAGCCCCAAACCAUGGCAGAGCCUCCAUCACGUUUUACAGAUGGCUGUUGGCACUCACUGUUGUACUUCUCUACUGAUGUCCAUUGUACAUGUGAGAAUUUGAACCAAAAAUGUGAAAUUUGGAUUCAAUGGUCCGUAGUUCGGUGGCUUAACAACAACCCCCCCACCCCCGAAAGACCUUCAGAAAGGCUGGACAACUAUUGCUCGAGACCACAUAAAAAAAUUACAAGAAAAUCUGGCUCCAUGAAAGCAAAAUAUAGAGAAAUGAGAGGCGACUCAAGGUUUCUGCACAUUACUGUAUCUCCAGUUUCAACCAUCAAAGCUCAAUGGAGACGUCCUGGAGGUCCUAAAUAUAUCAAAUGUGAUUUUGUUGCUAUUUUAUUUAACUUUGAAGCAGUUUAGGCCUCCUGUAAGCUCAAUGACAUUGACUACAUGGUUACAUCCACUAUCAUUUUGCUAAACACCAUACAAGAAAAGUCAACGUGUACAGCUGUCUAACCCAGGUGGACUCUUGUAAAAAUUCCUGAUGGUUUACCUUUCAACGAGACACUUGUUAAGGUGGAUUAACAGGAGAGAAAUGGAGCCAAAAAGCACCUUAGUAACCAAGUUCGUCUUAAAUGUGGUACCAUUUGGGACAUUUGAAGAGGGAAAACAAGCGACCUAGGAAAAAGAAACACAUACACUGGAAAGAGAUGCACUGAGGGGAAACUUGAAAAACGGACUCCACAAAAGAACCACAUUACCCACAAUGCAAGACGAGACAAAAUGAACUGAAGCUUCAGAUACAGGGGAUACUAAUUUUUUUUUCUGAGCAAGUAGUAUACAAGUUUUUUAAUGUGUGUGGGUAAGUGUAUCAUAUCUAACUUUUGUUUUUAAUUUAACACAAAGCUUCAAGUGGAUGUUACUGCCAUGAUUACUUGAGUUAUACUAUUUAUAAGAUGGCCAUGAAGGUAGAUUUAAAACAAAGGUGAACAUUUGAGAUCUCAAAUGACUAUAUUUCAAACAGUCUGAAUUUGAAUGUGGAUAUAUAAUCAUUAAAAUGCUGUUAAAAUAUGUUUAUGUGUGACCUAGAGGUUUAAGAAAGUGAAAUUUUAGCCACAUUUAGCCCAAUUUUACUAUAAUUUUGACCUUGAUGCAAAAUUCAGUAUUUGUGGGAUACUUGAAUGAUUAAAUCACAGUUGUCUGCCUUAUGUUAUAUUUACUUUUACGGGAUACUUUUAUUAAAUUUCUUUUAAAGGCUUAAAUAAUAAAUAAUUACAUCAUCAUUAAGACCAGAGGUACAGCUACUUUGCCAUGAAUGGAAAUACUGGUAGACAGACCUAACCACAAUAACAAAUUAUUAUUUAUGCACAUUUUUUUUACAACUUAAGCAAGAAGUAAGAUGUUAACGUUUUGCACAGAGACUAGCUAAUUGCUAAGCUAAGCUAACAGCUGCUAGCCUCAUCGGUCCUUUGACUGAACAUAUUCUGCAAAAAACCCGAUUGCUUUUAAAGUAAUUUUACUCUUAAAUUAAUAUUAUUAUUUUACACUAUUACAGUUUUUUUUUUUUAAAUACCAGACAACAAACAAAAACAGUCAGUAGUUAGGAAAAUCAGCAGGCAACUUUCUUGCCAUUUAUAUGACAUGUUCUGCAGAUAUCAGCACUGGACUAAAUAUAAUACUCUGCUUACCCUGACCUACAUACCCACACCAGUCACUUUGUUAGGUACACUUCAAAUACCCGUUAAUGAAAAUAUUUAACCAGCCAAUUUUGUGGCAACAAUGCAAUGCAUUUUAGGUGUGUAGACAUGGUCAAGACAACCUGCUGAAGUUUAAACUGAGUGUCUUAAUAAAAAAAGAUAUCUGAUUCCAACACAGGGUUGGAGUUACAUGUUAGACUGCCUUUAGUGUGCACUAUCAGAAUGGGGGAGAAAAUUAAUUUGAGUGACUUUGAACAUGGGAUGGUUGUUGGUGCCAUGUAGACCAUCUGAUUAUUUCUGUUGCUCUACUGGGUUUAUAGAGAAUGAUGAGAAAAAGAGAAAAUAUCCAGUGAGCUUGAGUGAAAAUGCCUUGUUGAUGUCUGAGCUCAGAGGAAAAUGGACAGACUGCUUUGAAAUCACAGUAAUUCAACAGUAAACCACCCAGCAGAACCAAAGUAUGCAGAAGACCAUCUCUAAAUGAUCAAUAUGGAGUACAGCAGCAGAAGACCACACUGGCUGCCAUUUUUGUAGACUAAGAACAGUAAGAUGAGGUUACAAUUCACACAGGCAAAGUCAGAUGAUAGAAAAUUCGAAAACUGCUACCUGGUCUGAUGAGAUUUGGUUGGUAGGGUCCCAAUUUGCCAUAAACGACAUGAAAGCAUGGAUCCACCCUGCCUUGUUUUAACAGUUCAGACUGGUCAUGUGUAACGGUGUGGCGGAUAUUUUCUUGGCAAACUAUGGGCCCUUCAACAUAAAUAGAGCAUACUAGGGGUGAUGGAACACCACGGCCCACCUGAAUACUGUUGCUGACCACGUCCAUCCCUUUAUGACCACAGUGUACCAUCUUCUGAUGGCUGCUUCCAACAGGAUAACACACCAUGUGACAAAGAUCAGAUCAUCUCAAAGUGGUUUCUUGACCAUUACAAUGAGUUCACUGCACUCAAAUAGCCUUCAUAGUCUCCAGAUUUCAGUCCGACAGAGCACCUUUGGGAUGGAACAGGAGAUUCUCAUCAUGAAUUGGCAGACGACAAAUCUGCAGCAACUGUGUGACGCUGUCAUGUUAAUAUGAACCAGAAUCUCAGAGCACCUUGUUGAAUCUAUGCCCAGAAGAAUUAAAACUAGCAAGGUGUACCCAAUAAAGUGGCUGGUGAGUGUAUAUGAGUGUAAUUAAAGCCAUUUUAAACAUGGAGAAGGAACAUAGACGGUUAUAGGGUUCUUAGCAAUUAAAUGUACCUUAAAAUACUCAUCUAAAGCACCUGGAUUGUUUGGUGUACAUGUAGAUAUCUAUAUAUCAUUUUGAAAAAUUUCCAUGUUUUUUCUUUCCUCUCUGUCUCUUCUGUGUAACUGGGAUGCUGCUGUAGAUGUAGGAAACUUACGGUUUGAUUAAAUGUUUUACUCUGGUCUGUUAACCAGAUAUACAUUCCUGCUAUGAUCACAGCACUAAUUAUUCUUUUUCUUUUGUUUUUUUAAAUGAAUGAGCAUUACAGUCCUCUGUUGGCCAGUGAGGAUAAGUAUAUGUCUUCAUUUUCUCACAUGCCUUCUUUUUAAGUGUUUCCAAAGAGUUUUGUGUCUGUCAUUUUAUUUUUACAUGAAUGUAUCGGUAGGGGGGGAUUUUACACUGAGUUGUCCUAUUAGAGGAAUAAUUUCAAGUCAAAGCAAAACACUCCUCUGAAAGCUUUGAAAAGUGAUGUACAUGUUUUGAGAGUUUAUGAGAAACUAUUCUAAUUAUAAUAACCCAUUUCCACAGCUAUACACACUGCAUUAUUCCUCAUUGAAGUGAGUGAAAUGCUGUCGCCAGACAGAAAAGAUGGAUCUUCAGAAAAGUCCUUACAGGAAUAAUAAAAAAGCCUGAGCUCUCUCUGCUUGAGGUCCUCCUGUUUUUGAAAUGUUUGAUCUCACAACCGCUUUAAGAAGUGUUUCCUUCCUCUGCCUUGCUGUAUCAUUAGGGAUGGGAAUCGAGAACCGGUUCUUGUAGAAAACUGGUUCCCAGUAGUCCAAGUUCUUUCUAUCGUUCCCACAUAUUGGUUCUUUCUCUUCUACUAAGAGAAAGAUCUUAGAGAUGUGUGUCCUCAUUAGGGAUUUGUGUUGGUAUGUGGGGCCUACUCUUAUGUUAUUACAUCAUCAUUAAGACCUUUAGUCUCUACAGAGUAAAGGCCCUUUUACAUCGGACGCGCAUGCACUGCGCCAAAAUUAGUGCUGCACUGUCCGCUGUGGUUUGCUUGUAUGUAUUUUUUUGUGGAGGCUCUGCGUGUACUAUGCGCCCGCUACUUGUCAUUUCAAAACAUGUAUCGCUCUGACUUUGUAUCCUCUACGAGAGUUUGUGUUGUAUUAUGCUCAAAGUUCCCAAGUGGAUUUCAUUGAAUCGACAGUUUAGAAGGUUUGUGUGGGUUACAGUCGGUGCAGUGCUCCUCCUCAUGGGUGCCAAAAGCUUUGUCAGCAGAUGCUGUCUAGCUUUUAGACCGGCGUGGCUGGAGAGACAGAGUACAGGUUUUCAUCUACUUCCACAUAAAGAAGAGCAUAAAGUCUGCAGGUUGCAGCUCCAGCACAGUUUGUCUUAUACUCUCACGAUGAUUUUCAUGAAGGCCACAAGAUGAAACAUAUCAGUCAGUUAAAUAAAUGAUAUAUAAUACAAA
Messenger RNA from Oreochromis niloticus (Nile tilapia), 6332 nucleotides. RefSeq names its product RAB39B, member RAS oncogene family b (gene rab39bb). The record is from RefSeq and is a predicted model, not a curated record. Lineage: Eukaryota; Metazoa; Chordata; Actinopteri; Cichliformes; Cichlidae. The coding region runs from base 529 to 1170 and encodes 213 amino acids. The transcript has 4 exons. Gene Ontology annotation, biological process: Rab protein signal transduction. Gene Ontology annotation, molecular function: GTP binding; GTPase activity.